Larimichthys crocea (large yellow croaker) is the source of this 600-nucleotide messenger RNA. It is a transcript of the gene smdt1b, whose product is annotated as single-pass membrane protein with aspartate-rich tail 1b. The transcript is spliced from 3 exons. Gene Ontology annotation, biological process: calcium import into the mitochondrion; mitochondrial calcium ion homeostasis. The coding region runs from base 49 to 348 and encodes 99 amino acids. Gene Ontology annotation, cellular component: uniplex complex. The record is from RefSeq and is a predicted model, not a curated record. NCBI's taxonomy places the organism in Eukaryota, Metazoa, Chordata, Actinopteri, Sciaenidae.
UUCCCGCCCUUAGAGACCGUCACUGUCUGUCAAACAUACUGGGGAAAAAUGGCGACGAGUAUACUGCGGCUCCCGCUGCGCCUCUCGCUCACAAACAUGGGGCUCAUGAGCCGCGGAACCGGCUCCAAAACACCGAACAUAUCCCGGCUGACCCAGAGCAGGACCGCGGUAUCGACAGGUUCGGGAGCCAUCUUACCAAAACCGGACAAAACACCCUUUGGUCUUAUCCGCAUGACAAUUGUGGUGGUGCCUUUCCUGUAUGUGGGAACUCUGAUCAGCAAGAACUUUGCCGCUCUCCUGGAGGAGCACGAUAUCUUCGUCCCCGAGGAUGACGACGACGACGACUGAGCUAACGUCAAAAAAAAAAAAACAGGGUGCAAACCAGCCAGCACAAGGAAGACGGCGGACGAUGGGACACUUUGACGCUGUUUACCUCCGCCCAUCUCCGUCCUCUCUCCUCUGCUAUUUAUGUUGUUUUCACUAAAAUCAUUUUUAAGAAAUAUCAUAUCAUGUGAGGCGUUCUAAAAGUCAAGUUACGCCUUCACUCUUGUUUGCAUGUUUGUGUCUGUCACUCAAUAAACGGAGUCGAUUGCACAUGAA